This is a messenger RNA of Lottia gigantea (owl limpet), 1275 nucleotides long. RefSeq lists its product as hypothetical. Gene Ontology annotation, biological process: substituted mannan metabolic process. The coding region runs from base 1 to 1236 and encodes 411 amino acids. NCBI's taxonomy places the organism in Eukaryota, Metazoa, Mollusca, Gastropoda, Lottiidae. The transcript is spliced from 3 exons. Gene Ontology annotation, molecular function: mannan endo-1,4-beta-mannosidase activity. The record is from RefSeq and is a predicted model, not a curated record.
AUGAGCUUGCUUAUUAAGGUCUCCUAUUUUCUGUUGUUAACCUACACUGUAGUGGCUGGACCGUCAGACCAAUAUGCCACUCAACUUACUAAAAAUCUCUUCAAUAAUUUAAAGAAGAUUGCAGCAGACCCUACCAAAAUACUGUUUGGUCAACAUAAAGCAAACUACGCCGGGGCUGGAGGCGGACAUACACCUUACAAAACACAUAAUCAUGAUGGUCAAUUCGUUGGUUGGGAGUUUUCGAUAGAUAUGGCACAGAAAAAACUUGAUGGUGAACUCUGUGAUAUCAAGCAGAUGACAGGCGAAUUUCCAGCCUUUACUGGUUACGAUUUUUACCAAUUUGAAUCAAAUUGGAUGGAAAUUGUAACUCACUUGGUGAAGAAAUCUUACAGUCGUGGAAUGGUAGUGGCGAUGUCAUGGCAUAUGCAUAACUUUGCAGAUGGUGGGGAUCCUUGGCAUUGGGGAUCUGAGAACAGAAUGGUGAAGGAGAUGCUCCCUGGAGGACGUCAUCAACAUCAUUAUAUGGCCAUGUUGGAUAAAAUUGCCAACUGGGCAAAUGAACUCAAAGACUCUAAAGGACAGCAUAUUCCAAUAAUUUUCAGACCUUUUCAUGAAUCGAAUGGUAAAUGGUUUUGGUGGGGUCUUGGCAAUUCUAUAGGGAACACGCCCCAAGACCUUAAAGACAUCUAUCGAUAUACAGUCAAAUACCUGCGUGACACAAAGCAUGUUCACAAUUUUCUCUAUGCCUUUAGUCCGAACUCUGGAUAUAAAAGCAUGAUGCAGGAUGGAUCCUCUCAGAAAUCCUAUAUGGCCGCCUAUCCCGGUGACGAUUAUGUGGACAUUCUCGGACUUGACGAUUACUCAUUGGUCUUGCAAUCUUCAACCUUACAAAACUUUGUGGAUACUGUUGCUGGACUAGUCAAAAUGGCUGAUCGUACAGGCAAAAUUCCCGCCCUAACAGAAAUAGGGGCACCGAAUAACCAUCUAAAUGAAAAGUCCUAUUACAAUUUUUGGAUUUCGAAUGUUCUGAACCCUCUGAAAGGAAUUGGUGUCCAGGCCAACGAUGCCGUGAAAAGAAUCGCCUAUAUCAACACUUGGACAAACCAAUGUGGCACGAAUUGUAAGAUAUUUACUCCAUACCAUGGUCAUCCGGCAGAGACAGAUUUCAUCAAUUUUUAUAAAGAUCCUAUGAUGGCUUUUGAAAAUUAUGUAAAACAACACAAUAUGUAUGCUUAGAUGUUCUUAGCUGUAAUAAAUGUGUGGGUCUGGGUAUCU